Trichomycterus rosablanca is the source of this 1087-nucleotide messenger RNA. Its product is annotated as BTB/POZ domain-containing protein KCTD1. Gene Ontology annotation, molecular function: transcription corepressor activity; transcription factor binding. The record is from RefSeq and is a predicted model, not a curated record. Gene Ontology annotation, cellular component: nucleus. The coding region runs from base 290 to 1087 and encodes 265 amino acids. Gene Ontology annotation, biological process: protein homooligomerization; negative regulation of DNA-templated transcription. The transcript has 5 exons. Lineage: Eukaryota; Metazoa; Chordata; Actinopteri; Siluriformes; Trichomycteridae.
CAAAGAGGAAAAUCUGUUCCGAGUCCAAACCGGUGCUCAUCACAAGCCAGGAGUUUUUUUUCUUCUAUUUUUUUUCCUUCAUGGGUUCCUACAUGCCGGGCUAAUUGUAUCCUGCUCUGCUUUUAGCCUGGAGGGGGUUCCAGAGCCCCGGAGCGCCACUCUAUCUGCGUGUGUAUUUGUGCUCCGGCUGCCUGUGUCACACUGCCGCACUUCUUACCGGCGAGGAGCGAAAGCAGGAGCGCAAAAAAACUCGCAGGAGGAGCAGAAACGCGCAACUUUUGUAUGUCCGAUGUUUAAGGAAAGCCGCUCCAGCAUGUCCAGGCCGAUGAUCACCAGGUCUCCAGCAUCUCCGCUUAGUAAUCAGGGCAUUCCAACACCAGCGCAGCUCACCAAGUCCAAUGCGCCUGUGCACAUUGACGUGGGCGGCCACAUGUACACCAGCAGCCUUGCCACGCUCACCAAGUACCCAGAAUCCAGAAUCGGGCGUCUUUUCGACGGCACAGAGCCCAUCGUGCUGGACAGCCUGAAGCAGCACUACUUUAUCGACAGGGACGGUCACAUGUUCCGCUACAUCUUAAACUUCCUCAGGACGUCCAAGCUCCUCAUCCCUGACGACUUCAAAGACUUCAGUCUGCUGUACGAGGAGGCGCGGUACUUCCAGCUGCAGCCCAUGUUGGUGGAGCUGGAGCGCUGGCGUCACGAGCGCGAGCUCAACCGGAUCUCGUGUCCCUGUGAGUGCGUGGUAGUGCGCGUGGCCCCCGACCUCGGCGAGCGCAUCACGCUCAGCGGGGACAAGGCCCUCAUCGAGGACAUCUUCCCCGAAAUCGGAGACGUCAUGUGCAACUCGGUCAACGCCGGCUGGAACCACGACUCCACGCACGUCAUCCGCUUCCCACUGAACGGCUACUGCCACCUCAACUCGGUUCAGGUUCUGGAGCGGCUGCAGCAGCGUGGCUUCGACAUCAAAGGUUCGUGCGGCGGUGGCGUGGAUACGUCUCAGUUCAGUGAGUACGUCCUGCGACGAGAACUACGACGGACUCAGCGAGCGCUCCAGACGAACAGGAUAAAACAGGAGCAGCUGGACUAG